CAGCCAGUAGACAGAAAACGCCAGCCACCUGAGCGCUGAGGGGCACCCUUGCAGCCAUUUCUGGGCAGGCUCCAAGGUUCUCUCCGCCAUGGCCUGUAACAGCACGUCCAUGGAGACUUACCAGCACCUGCGGCUGAACGCGAGCAACGCGACGGAUGCCGAGGCCACCCCGCUGUCCGCCCCGCUCAGGAUAUYGCUGGCCAUCGUGAUGAUGCUGAUGAUCGUGGUCGGAUGCCUGGGGAACACCGUGGUCUGCAUCAUCGUGUAUCAGAGGCCCGCCAUGCGCUCCGCCAUCAACCUGUUGCUGGCCACACUGGCCUUCUCGGACAUCAUGCUGUCUUUAUGCUGCAUGCCCUUUACCGCUGUCACCCUCAUCACCGUCCACUGGCACUUUGGGGACCAUUUCUGCCGGCUCUCUGCGACGCUCUACUGGUUUUUUGUCCUGGAGGGCGUGGCCAUCCUGCUCAUCAUUAGCGUGGACCGCUUUCUCAUCAUCGUCCAGCGGCAGGACAAGCUGAACCCACGCAGGGCCAAGGUGAUCAUCGCGGUCUCCUGGGUGCUGUCUUUCUGCAUCUCGGUCCCCUCGUUCACGGGCUGGACAUUCGUGGAGGUGCCCGCGCGCGCUCCGCAGUGUGUGCUGGGCUACACCGAGUUCCCCGCUGACCGCGCCUACGUGGUGACGCUGGUGGUGGCCGUGUUCUUCGCGCCCUUCGGCGUCAUGCUGUGCUCCUACCUGUGCAUCCUCAACACGGUGCGGAAGAAUGCUGUCCGUGUCCACAACCAGUCCGACAGCCUGGACCUGCGACAGCUGACCAGGGCUGGACUGAGGCGGCUCCAGCGGCAACAACAGGUCAGCGUGGACUUGAGCUUCAAAACCAAGGCCUUCACCACCAUCCUGAUCCUCUUCGUGGGCUUCUCCCUCUGCUGGCUGCCGCACUCGGUCUACAGCCUCCUCUCGGUGUUCAGCCGGCGUUUUUACUACAGCCSGUCCUUCUACACCACCAGCACCUGCAUCCUGUGGCUCAGUUACCUCAAGUCCGUCUUUAACCCCAUCGUGUACUGCUGGAGAAUCAAAAAAUUCCGGGAGGCCUGCUUAGAGUUGCUACCCCAAACUUUCCAAAUCCUUCCCAAAGUGCCUGAGCGGAUCCAAAGGAGAAUCCAGCCUAGCAGAGUCUACGUGUUUAAUGAAAACCAGUCUGCAGUGUAG
Molecule: messenger RNA, 1207 nt
Organism: Urocitellus parryii (Arctic ground squirrel)
Lineage: Eukaryota; Metazoa; Chordata; Mammalia; Rodentia; Sciuridae
Gene: Gpr45
Product: G protein-coupled receptor 45
Biological process (GO): G protein-coupled receptor signaling pathway
Cellular component (GO): membrane
Molecular function (GO): G protein-coupled receptor activity
Source: RefSeq, a predicted model, not a curated record